GGAUCCUUUUGAGUUGAACCCUUCUUUCCUUCAGGGAGUGUGGUGAAGUCGUGGCCAUUUCUUUUCGGCCGAAGAAUCGCUUGGCAUCGCCAGCAGCCACAAGUCUUUUCCUUGGAAAACACUUUUAACUAAUUCAUCAUGCCUCCCAAGUUUGAUCCUAAUGAAGUUAAGCAGGUUUACCUGAGGUGCGUUGGAGGUGAAGUUGGUGCCACAUCAUCUCUUGCCCCCAAGAUUGGUCCCCUUGGUCUGUCCCCCAAGAAAGUUGGUGACGACAUUGCCAAGGCUACCUCUGACUGGAAGGGUCUGAAAAUCACAGUAUGCCUCACCAUCCAGAACAGACAGGCUGCGAUCUCUGUGGUGCCCUCAGCCGCUUCGUUAGUAAUUAAGGCUCUGAAAGAGCCCCCACGUGACAGAAAGAAGGUCAAGAACGUCAAGCACAGUGGCAACAUUACCUUUGAAGAUGUUAUUACCAUUGCUAAGACCAUGAGGCCACGUUCCAUGUCAAGAAAGCUGGAGGGAACAGUCAAAGAAAUCCUUGGCACAUGCCAGUCUGUUGGAUGCACCAUCGACGGCAAGGCUCCCCAUGAUGUCAUUGACGAGAUCAACGAUGGAGGAAUCGAAGUUCCUGAGGAAUAGAUGUCCAUAGUGAGGCUUUGUUUCAAUAAAACUUUAAAAAAACAAACGAUCUGUUUUUAUUCCAUUUAACUAGGGUUGAUGCAAGUCAUGGGAAAUGGGAGGACGUUGGUCA
Molecule: messenger RNA, 748 nt
Organism: Frankliniella occidentalis (western flower thrips)
Lineage: Eukaryota; Metazoa; Arthropoda; Insecta; Thysanoptera; Thripidae
Gene: RpL12
Product: 60S ribosomal protein L12
Exons: 6
Coding region: 139-636 (165 amino acids)
Biological process (GO): translation
Cellular component (GO): cytosolic large ribosomal subunit; ribosome
Molecular function (GO): structural constituent of ribosome; large ribosomal subunit rRNA binding
Source: RefSeq, a predicted model, not a curated record